Messenger RNA from Suillus subalutaceus, 687 nucleotides. RefSeq lists its product as uncharacterized. The transcript is spliced from 3 exons. Lineage: Eukaryota; Fungi; Basidiomycota; Agaricomycetes; Boletales; Suillaceae. The coding region runs from base 1 to 687 and encodes 228 amino acids. The record is from RefSeq and is a predicted model, not a curated record.
AUGAGGAUGUCGCUGUUUGAGGCUGAUGAAGACGUCGCCAUGUCUCAUGCGGCCGAUACCAAGCAGAAGACUGAUGAGGUCACUGACGACACUCCCAUCCUACCACCACCACCACCACCACCUGCUCCUGCGGCCAAACCCACCACCUCGUUGGCCGAACCGACUAUCCAUGAUUGUGUGGUCUCUCUGGCAGCUAGAGUUGCUGCCAUGGAAAUGGCCGACCACAACACCCUCGCUAGGGUGGAUGCGAUGGAGCACGACUUCGACUCCCGCAUCUCCUCUAUGCGGGCCGAGUUUUCCGAUGUCCAACUGAGCUUCAAUGCCACGGUGGAUGUGGUAAAUGGUCUUGCCAACAUGGUGGAGAAAAUGAGGCAGGAACGCUCGGUCCUGAACACAUCCUUCCCACCACCAGUGAUUGGCUCGACCGGUGCUUCCACGGCCACAGACAUGGGCAUCAGAUACUUGACUGGUGUGUUCGGCCCUUCGGUUGCUCCCAAUGCUGAUUCUGUCGCCAUUGGUCAACCCUCAGCAUCUCACCCAUUCGGUCACCCUGAUGUGCAAGGCAGGACAUUCACCAGUGGGCAACCAUCAUCUGAGUCGGUGCAGGCCGGUCCUUCAUCUGCUCCCCCCAUCCAAUGUGAUUUGAGUGUUUCAUGCCCUGCUUCUACUACUUCCUCCCUCCCUUGA